GUUUCCUAAGUCACCUCCUCUAGGGCACAACAUAUACUUAAAACAGGGAGUGUUUUUAACACACAGGCCGAGAUCAGAUGUCCUCCGUGGCUGGGCUUGCCGGUGUCCACACCAUGAGGAGCAGGUGUCUGAAACUGCUGCCAGAACUGUCAGUGUUGCUGUUGCUGCCAUGGGUGGCCACGGCCCAGAAAGAUACAGCCUGUAUUCGAUGGUGCCCUCCAAACCCUCCGUGUGUCAAUGCCCAUGCCUGUUCCUGCGCUCCAGGAUUCAGGUCUGCACCUCUGAACGUCUUCACCGGCCACUUGGAGAGCUGCGAUGACAUCAAGGAGUGUAGACCAUCCUCGAGAGUGUCCUGUGGAGUAUAUUUAGACUGCGAAGACUUCAUGGAGAGCUACUGCACUUGCAGCCCAGGCUACAGACCUGUUUCCAAGGCAAUGUUCCACAUUGAUCCUCACAAACCGUGUGAUAUCCCAGGACUCAUUUUGCAGCUGCUUUUGACAUUGGUUGCUGCAGAGAAAAACCGAAAUGCCUCGACCUCCAUGGCCUGUGCUCCGUGGUGCCCCCCGCAGUCCACGUGUGUCAACGCCACUGCCUGUCGCUGUGCUCAGGGAUUCAGCUCUUCAUCUGGGGAGAUUGUCACCAAAGCUUCGGAGACAUGCGAUGACAUCAAUGAAUGUGAAUCACCCUCCACAGUGUCCUGUGGAAAAUUUGCCAACUGCCAGAACACAGAAGGGAGCUAUUACUGCAGGUGCAACUCAGGAUAUAGGCUUGUUUCUGGGGCCGCACGAUUCUCGAAUGAAAGUGAGAACACAUGUCAAGGUGAGGGUCUCCUUGUGUUUUCUGCCUCCUUGGAAGUGGGGGGUUCAAGGGCGGGCCCAUCUUCCCUGGCCAGCCCUGUCAUGUCCAACAACCCCUUUCACGACGUGAGGACAACACAGAUGAUCAGGACUCAGAAGAAUGUUGUCUUGGAUCUGAGCAGGACGACACGGACCCCACCACUCACAGGCAAACUUGCAGGGACCUCCUUUCCCAUCUGGAUUGCAGCCCCUAGAAUCAAAAACAAGCGGUUUUCCCACUUCUCCAAAAAAAUUGAUGAUUUGCGCAAAAACUUUAUACCAGCCUUGGCUAUGGACACCAUCCAGAACAUCAUACAGGCAGUUGAUGACCUGCUGGACGAGCCUGAGGACCUGAAGACCUGGCCCCGCUCAGAGCAGCACUGUGUGGCCAGCAACCUGCUCUUGAACAUGGAGCAUGUCUUGAGAGAGCUGAGCAAGGCCCCGCCCAAUAAGUCACUGACCUUUAAUACAGCUGGAGGCACAAAACUGUCCCUGGAGGUGGAGGAGCGAGGACAAAGGAAUGUCAGCUUGAGUGUCAAUCAGGCAAAGAUGCUGCUGAGCUGGGAUUCAGUACAGGAAUCUGGUGACUCAGGCCCUUCUGUGGUGGGCCUCAUCUCUACUCCAGGGAUGGGCAGCUUGCUGGCUGGGGCCCCCCUCGUCCUGGAGACUGAGGGGCAGGCAGUUCCGCAUGAGACCCACAGGGGCUUGCUGCAGGGGGUCUCCCCCGUCCUGCUCUCAGAUGUCAUCUCCGUCUUUGUGAGCAACAAGCACACCCAGAACCUCAGCUCCCCAGUCAGCUUUGUCUUCCAGCACUCGGAGACCCCUGGGCCAAGGCAGCAGGUGCUCUGUGUGUUCUGGGAGCAUGGCCAGAAUGGGAGUGGCCACUGGGCCACCAAAGGCUGCAGGAUGGUGGGCAGCAGCGGCACCAGCACCACCUGCCAAUGCACCCACCUCAGCAGCUUUGCCGUCCUCAUGGCCCCGUACGAUGCGCAGGAGGAGGAUGCCGCCCUGGCUGUGAUCACCCAGGUGGGGCUGAGCCUCUCCCUGCUGUGCCUCCUCCUGGCGGCCCUCACCUUCCUGCUGUGCAAAGCCAUCCAGAACACCAGCACCUCCCUCCACCUGCAGCUCUGCAUCUGCCUCUUCCUGGCGCACCUGCUCUUCCUCACGGCCAUCGACAGAACCGAACACAAGGUGCUGUGUGCCAUCAUCGCGGGUGCCUUGCACUACCUCUACCUGGCCGCCUUCACCUGGAUGCUGCUGGAGGGCCUGCACCUCUUCCUCACCGCACGCAACCUGACGGCGGUCAACUACUCCAGCGUGAGCAGGUUCAUGAAGAAGUUCAUGUUCCCUGUGGGCUACGGAGUCCCGGCUGUGAUUGUGGUCAUUUCCGCAGCUUCCAGGCCUCACCUUUAUGGAACAGCUGCCCGAUGCUGGCUCCACACAGAAGAGAAAUUUAUAUGGACCUUCCUUGGCCCCGUCUGCACCAUCAUCUCUGUUAACUUGGCUUUCUUCCUGAUGACCAUCUGGAUUCUGAAAAACAAGCUCUCCUCACUCAACAAGGAUGUGUCCACCCUCCAGAACACGAGGAUGCUGACGUUUAAAGCAAUGGCCCAGCUCUUCAUCCUGGGCUGCACGUGGUGUCUGGGAGUCCUGCAGGUGGGCCCAGCUGCCCGCGCCAUGGCCUAUCUCUUCACCAUCAUCAACAGCCUGCAGGGCGUCUUCAUCUUCCUGGUGUACUGCCUCCUCAGCCAGCAGGUCCGGGAGCAAUACAGGACAUGGUUGAGAGGGGUCAGGAAAGCCAGAGUGGACUCUGAGAAGUACACCCACUCCAGCAUGGCCAUGUCUGAAGCUUCCAAAGACAAUGUGGAGAAUUAAAUUAACAACUAAACCAGAUGAUCCUGUCUCCUGGAAAAUGAGGAAAACAUGGAACUGUCAUCCUUUGGGCAAGGAGUAUAGAAAAUACUUUUUUU
Molecule: messenger RNA, 2806 nt
Organism: Pteronotus mesoamericanus
Lineage: Eukaryota; Metazoa; Chordata; Mammalia; Chiroptera; Mormoopidae
Product: adhesion G protein-coupled receptor E2-like
Exons: 21
Coding region: 78-2711 (877 amino acids)
Biological process (GO): cell surface receptor signaling pathway; adenylate cyclase-activating G protein-coupled receptor signaling pathway
Cellular component (GO): plasma membrane
Molecular function (GO): calcium ion binding; G protein-coupled receptor activity
Source: RefSeq, a predicted model, not a curated record